UUAGAAGAUUGAGACAAAAAAUAAUCGAUUCUCGUUCAGUCUGACGUUGGCUCAAAAGAAACAUGGAGUCGCCAUUUAGGCUUUCUAAAUCAUCGAGUAGAGUCAGCUGAGUUUGACAGUAUAAAAAGCUCGGUGUGUUCAGGAAUUGUUGAUGAAAUAGUGAAAUUUUGAAGUCUCGUCGUACCAUAGUCGAGGAAAAUUCGUUGCUAUUGAUCUCGGAAUCGUAAAUUUUUUUUCUAGUGAUUUUCAUCUUGAAAUUCAUCGGAUUCGGGCGUUUGAAAAAUCAACCGAAAAUAACUCGAGCCAAAAUUGUAAACAGAUAAAUCCUUGGGGGAAAAAAUCUAAAUUCACAAAAUGGAAGCAGCAGGAUCGAGCCUCGUUCACAAUCAUCCGGACAUCAACUGUGUCGCCGAAUGCAUUAAAAAUAAAUUUUAUUUCGCUACCCUCAACAACGACAGACGCGAACCCAAAAGCACUUCGGAUCUUCAUCUCUUCAACGUCGAUAACGAACUCGUCUAUAAUAAUUUCUACAAUGACUUCGGGCCCCUCAAUCUCGCAUGUCUAUACAAGUAUUGCUGCAAGGUGAACAAAAAACUGCGCAAUCCAGGCAACAAGCACAAGCAAAUAGUUCAUUGCACGUCAGGACAGAAUCAUCAGAAAAAAGCGAACGCUGCUUAUCUCUUCACCUCUUACGCUAUUAUUUAUCUCAAGAGAAAUCCCAGAGACGUUUAUGCCAAUCUCAUCGAAGCUAUCAAACAGCCACUCAAACCGUUCCAAGAUGCUUCCAUGGGGGUUUCAAUGUACAACAUUCGCUUACAAGAUUGUCUCAAUGCAAUCCACAAGGCGGCGGCCUUCGGUUUCUUCAAUUUCGACGACUUCGAUUUGGCCGAAUACGAGAAAUACGAGAGAAUGAGAUACGGUGACAUAAAUUGGAUGAUACCGCAAAAAUUUCUUGCCUUCACGGGCCCGAGUACGGAGAUCGGUACCGCCUAUCAUCCGCCGGAGCAUUACAUUGAUUAUUUCACGAAAAACGACGUAAUCGCGGUGGUCAGACUGAAUCGGAAGUCUUACGAGUCCUCGAGGUUUACGAGGGCGGGAAUCGCUCACUACGAUAUGUUCAUGCCCGACGGAAGUGCACCACCGAGAAACAUACUCAACCAAUUUUUACAUUUGGCCGAAACUACGGUCGGCCCGAUCGCGGUUCAUUGCAAAGCUGGUCUCGGUAGAACCGGCUCUCUCAUCGCUGCUUACAUCGUCAAGCACUAUCGAAUGACCGCGAGAGAAGCGAUCGCUUGGCUUAGAAUUUGUCGACCUGGAUCGGUCAUCGGACACCAACAGACGUGGCUCGAAGCCAUGGAAAAUGAACUCUGGAGGACUGGUCAACAAUACAGACUAAAACAUCACGGCGAUGGUGACAUAAUUUUGCGGCACAAACGCGGCAUUUAUUCGAUUGCUGAAAAAUUCGAGAAGCGAGAAAAGAAGCUCUGUGAAAAAGACUCAGGCAAUUUGAAUUUCAUUGAUAAGAACGAUUGA
This is a messenger RNA of Venturia canescens, 1533 nucleotides long. Its product is annotated as dual specificity protein phosphatase CDC14A-like. The coding region runs from base 355 to 1533 and encodes 392 amino acids. NCBI's taxonomy places the organism in Eukaryota, Metazoa, Arthropoda, Insecta, Hymenoptera, Ichneumonidae. Gene Ontology annotation, biological process: cilium assembly; microtubule cytoskeleton organization; positive regulation of cytokinesis. Gene Ontology annotation, molecular function: protein tyrosine phosphatase activity; protein tyrosine/serine/threonine phosphatase activity; protein serine/threonine phosphatase activity. The record is from RefSeq and is a predicted model, not a curated record. Gene Ontology annotation, cellular component: cytoplasm; spindle pole; nucleolus. The transcript is spliced from 5 exons.